Myotis brandtii (Brandt's bat) is the source of this 3839-nucleotide messenger RNA. Its product is annotated as zinc finger protein 286A. The coding region runs from base 161 to 3523 and encodes 1120 amino acids. Lineage: Eukaryota; Metazoa; Chordata; Mammalia; Chiroptera; Vespertilionidae. Gene Ontology annotation, molecular function: RNA polymerase II cis-regulatory region sequence-specific DNA binding; DNA-binding transcription repressor activity, RNA polymerase II-specific. The record is from RefSeq and is a predicted model, not a curated record. Gene Ontology annotation, biological process: negative regulation of transcription by RNA polymerase II. The transcript has 8 exons.
AGGAAGAAGCGGGGCCUGACCUGACCGCGGCCUUUCCGCAGCGCCCCGAGGGCCGGCCGGCGGGAGGACCGGGCUUCUCGCUGUGACGUGCCGAGAGGUCCAGCUUGAGGAGCGCGGAGACGGGAGCUCCGAAUCUUCAGAACCGGGAGGAUUGGGGAUCAUGGAGGCAGAUUGGGCCGAGAUACCCGCGAAGAGAGCUACGUCUUCCCAGGAUUCUUUCUUUUCCCAAGAGAAGAGCACAGAAAAGGGAGAAGUGGCAGCUCUCCGCCUCACAGCCAGAUCCCAGGCAUCUGUGACAUUCAAGGAUGUGGCCAUGGACCUUACCCCCGAGGAGUGGGGGAAGCUGGAUCCUGCACAGAGGGACGUGAUGCUGGAGAACUAUAGGAACCUGGUCUCGCUUUGCACGAACACUUGUGUUUUCAAGUGCAUAGAAACUCCUUACCAGGCCCAGAUUCCUGCAGAUAUUUUAAGCUUCAUGUGGAGGUCCAUCUUCCCUCACUCCAGAUCUUCCUGGCUUCCAGUUUCCAAGCCUGAGAACUACAAUUUGGAGAAUGGAAAGGAAACAUUGAUGCUUGAGAGAAAAGUCCCCAGAAGCAGCUAUUCAGACUCAGAGAGUAGACCUGAGAGCAAAGAUUCAACUUCAGUGCAAGAUUUUUCCAAAGAAGCAUCAUGCCAGGUUGCAAUAAUAGACAGACUGACAGGAAAUAGUGUCUAUGAUACCAACUUGAAAACAACUCUUGAAUGUGAAAAUUUGUUAGAGAAUCAGCAAGGAAAUCAGGGGAGACACUUGAGAGAAAUGUUCACCUACAUUAAUUCACUCCCUGAAGAAAGAGCUCAUGAUCAUGAUGUAUUUUGGAAAAACUUUAGUCAGAAGUCUGUCCUUCUCACUCAAGACAGAGUUCCAAAAGGAUCCUAUGCCUUUCAUACACUUGAAAAGAGAUUGAAACAGAAAUCAAGUUUAAGGAAAAAGCAGAGAACCUAUAAAGAGAAAAAACCUCAUAAAUGUAAUGAUUGUGGUGAACUGUUCACUUACCAUUCAGUGCUUAUUCGACACCAGAGAGUCCAUACUGGAGAGAAACCCUAUAGCUGCGAUGAAUGUGGGAAAUCUUUUAGCCACAGAGCUAAUUUAACUAAACAUCAGAGAACUCAUACUAGAAUUCUCUUUGAGUGCAGUGAAUGCAAGAAAGCCUUUACAGAAAGCUCGUCCCUUGCAAUACAUCAGAGAAUUCACAUUGGAGAGAGACCUUAUGAAUGUAGUGAAUGUGGGAAAGGAUUUAAUCGAAGUACACAUCUUGUACAACAUCAGUUGAUCCAUACUGGAGUGAAGCCUUACGAAUGUAAUGAAUGUGAUAAAGCUUUUAUUCAUUCCUCAGCACUCAUCAAACAUCAAAGAACUCAUACUGGAGAGAAACCCUAUAAAUGUCAGGAAUGUGGGAAAGCUUUUAGCCAUUGCUCAUCCCUAACUAAACAUCAGAGAGUUCAUACUGGAGAAAAGCCAUAUGAAUGUAGUGAAUGUGGAAAAACCUUUAGUCAGAGCACACAUCUUGUUCAACAUCAAAGAAUUCAUACUGGAGAGAAACCCUAUGAGUGUAAUGAAUGUGGGAAAACCUUCAGCCGGAGUUCAAAUUUUGCUAAACAUCAAAGAAUUCAUAUUGGAAAGAAACCAUACAAAUGUAAUGAAUGUGGUAAAGCCUUUAUUCAUUCAUCAGCUCUUAUUCAACACCAGAGAACUCAUACUGGAGAGAAACCCUAUAGAUGUAAUGAAUGUGGGAAAAGCUUUAAUGAGAUGUCAUUACUCAUUCAGCAUCAAAGAACUCACACUAAAGAAAAACCUUAUGAAUGUAAUGAAUGUGGGAAAAUGUUUAGUCAGCCUUCAUAUCUUAGUCAACAUAAAAAAAUUCACACUGGAGAAAAACCCUAUAAGUGUAACGAAUGUGGAAAGGCCUUUAUUGCUUCUUCAUCACUGAUGGUACAUCAGAGAAUUCAUACUAAGGAGAAACCUUAUCAGUGUAAUGUCUGUGGAAAAUCUUUUAGCCAGUGUGCACGCCUUAAUCAGCACCAGAGAAUUCAAACUGCAGAGAAGCCCUAUAAAUGUAGUGAAUGUGGGAAGGCUUUUAGUGAUAAAUCAAAACUUGCACGACAUCAAGAAACUCACAAUGGACAGAAACCCUACAAAUGUAAUGAUUGUGGGAAAGCCUUCAGGAAUAAGUCAUAUCUUAGUGUACAUCUGAAGACCCAUACUGAAGAGAAACCAUAUAAAUGCAAUGAGUGUGGAAAAUCCUUCAAGAAUACCACAAUUUUUAAUGUUCAUCAGAGAGUUCAUACUGGAGAGAAGCCCUUUAGAUGUAAUGAAUGUGGAAAAGCCUAUAGAAGUAAUUCAAGCCUCAUUGUACAUAUAAGAACUCAUACUGGGGAAAAACCCUAUGAAUGUAAUGAAUGUGGGAAAGCAUUCAAUCGUAUAGCAAAUUUCACAGAACAUCAGAGAAUUCAUACGGGAGAAAAACCUUAUAAAUGUAAUGAAUGUGGGAAAGCAUUCAUUAAUUAUUCAUGCCUUACAGUACACCACAGAAUGCAUACAGGAGAGAAACCUUAUAAAUGUAGUGAAUGUGGAAAGGCCUUCAUGCGUUCUUCAUCUCUAAUUAUACAUCAACGAAUUCAUACUGAAGAGAAACCUUAUCUAUGUAAUGAAUGUGGGGAAUCUUUCAGAAUAAAAUCACACUUAACUGUACAUCAGAGAAUUCAUACAGGAGAGAAACCAUAUAAAUGUACUGACUGUGAAAGGGCAUUCACCAAAAUGGUAAAUCUUAAGGAGCAUCAGAAAAUUCAUACUGGAGUGAAACCCUAUAAAUGCUGUGAUUGUGGAAAAUCCUUCAGGACUAAGUCAUACCUUAUUGUACAUCAAAGGACCCAUACUGGAGAAAAACCAUAUAAAUGUAAUGAAUGUGAGAAAGCUUUUACUAAUACAUCACAGCUUACUGUGCACCAAAGAAGGCAUAGUGGAGAAAAACCCUAUAAAUGUAAUGAAUGUGGGAAGGUUUUCACAAGUAACUCAGGAUUUAAUACCCAUCAGAGAACACAUACUGGAGAGAAACCAUUUAAAUGUAAUGACUGUGGGAAAGCAUUUAGCCAGAUGAUACAUGUCACAGAACAUCAGAAAAUCCAUAGUGGAGAGAAACCCUAUAAAUGUGAUGUGUGUGGAAAAGCCUUCAGGAGGGGUUCAUACCUUACAGUGCAUUGGCGAACACAUACUGGAGAAAAGCCCUAUACAUGUAAAGAAUGUGGGAAAGGUUGUAUUACUCUCUCACAGCUAACUCUACAUCAGCGAAUUCAUACUGGGGAGAAGCCGUAUAAAUGUGAAGAAUGUGGAAGAGCCUUCAGAACAAAUUCAGACUUUACUGUACACCUAAGGAUGCAUACUGGAGAAAAACCCUAUAAAUGUAAUGAAUGUGGAAAAACCUUUAGGAGUAGCUCCAGCCUUACUGUACAUCAAAGAGUACAUCAGAGAAAAACUCCGUUAAUAUAAAGAAUAAUAAGUCAUCCAGUUGUCUAUAAGAAAAAUCAUAAUCUGUAUAUAUAAUGAAAGUGGGAAGACUUUCAGGAAUCAAUUUACCAGAAGAUACAGAAAAAAAUAGUCUAUAAACAUAUGAAUGAGGAAAAACAUUUAAUCAUAUUAAAUCUUAUAAGGAAAUUCACAGUGGAGUGCAAUAAUGGACAAAUGAAAGCCUUCAUCCAGGUUUGAUACUUUAUUCAUGUAACAGGUUAUCUUUAAUGAAUUGCCUAUAUACUUUUGCCUUUUUUUCUAUUGGUUUGUUUAAUAAAUCUGGAAGUGCUCUUUUAUA